CUCUUGGUCCAAAACAAAACACUCUAAGCUGUUGCUGCUUUCCAUCAGAUAGCUUUUUUCGUUAAAAAAUCCCCCAUUUUCAGGUGUUCUUAAGGUAUGUCGUCCUCUGACGAUAAGCCAGAAGUAGCUGAAAGGAAAGUUAAGGAGGAGAAAGACCACAAGGAAGAGGAAAAAGAUGAUGAAAAGGGAGGAUUUAUUGACAAGGUCAAGGGUUUCAUUCAGAACAUCGGAGAAAAGCUUGAGGAAGCAAUUGGUUUCGGGAAGCCAACUGCUGAUGUUUCAGGGAUUCACAUCCCCUUGAUCAAUCUGAAGAAGGCGGAGAUCGUUGUAGAUGUAUUGGUUACAAACCCAAAUCCCAUCCCAAUCCCUCUAAUUGACAUAAAUUACCUAGUAGAGAGUGAUGGGAGGAAACUCGUGUCCGGACUAAUCCCUGAUGCGGGAACAAUCCAUGCGCAUGGAUCAGAAACUGUUAAGGUACCACUGACAUUGAUCUAUGAUGAUAUUAAAGAAACCUACCAUGAUAUCAAACCUGGAAGCAUAAUUCCUUACAGACUCAAGGUCGAUCUCAUUGUUGAUGUUCCUGUUUUCGGUAGGCUUACUCUUCCUCUGGAGAAGACAGGCGAGAUACCCAUCCCUUACAAACCUGAUAUUGAUAUUGAGAAGAUAAAUUUCCAGAAAUUCUCCAUUGAAGAAACUUCUGCAAUCCUCCACCUGAAAUUGGAGAACAAGAACGACUUUGACUUGGGCCUCAAUGACCUGGACUAUGAAGUUUGGCUCUCUGACGUGAGCAUCAUAAGUGCAGACCUCGCUAAAUCAACUAAAAUUGAUAAAAAUGGAAUUAGUUACAUCGAUAUUCCGAUUACAUUUAGGCCCAAGGACUGCGGCUCUGCUGUCUGGGACAUGAUUAGAGGGAAGGGUACAGGUUAUUCCAUGAAAGGAAAUAUCAAUGUGGACACCCCCUUCGGACCAAUGAAGUUACCCAUCAGCAAGGAGAAUGGGACCACCCGUCUCAAAAAGAACAAAGAAGAUGGUGAAGAAGAAGACGACGAUGAUGAGGAAUAGAAGUCUCCCGCCAUAACUCAUACUUGCAGCGUGUGAUUUUGCAAUAAUGUCAUCAAAUUUUAAUUUAGGUUGGACUCUUCUAUGUAUUUAAGCGUUGCACUGGACUCCUUGCUUUUCGAGGUAAUAUCUAUGGUUAUUGAUUUCUAU
Molecule: messenger RNA, 1209 nt
Organism: Magnolia sinica
Lineage: Eukaryota; Viridiplantae; Streptophyta; Magnoliopsida; Magnoliales; Magnoliaceae
Exons: 3
Coding region: 97-1062 (321 amino acids)
Biological process (GO): response to desiccation
Cellular component (GO): cytosol
Source: RefSeq, a predicted model, not a curated record